AUGUAUCCUCAGUAUAGCGAAUCAGCACUGGACGAGCGGUAUCUACUCUACAAGGCAGACAAUUGCCCUCACCCGCUGUGGCCCUGGGGAGACGCAAUCACUUUACUGGUCCUAGUGGACAACAAUACUGUCAAAAAGAAACUCAAGGAACAGAAAGCCCGCAAGUUGCCGAUUGAAUCACGAACGAUUGAAGAAAUUAAGGACACUGGAUACAUACUCCUGCGCCCUGGAAUGGCAAUACUGUUACGAAUUGUGAAGACAAUUCAAGACAAGGGCCUGGAUGCAGAUGCAGGCAAUGACGAUCUUCAGGGAUGGGUGACGGACGAGAGGACCUUGCGACGAUUGGGGGAUGAUUCCGUUUCAGAUGAUUUAAUGGAAAGGAUGGCUCGGAUAAUGGAAGAUGUAUUGGGACUGGCAGAUGAAAGGUCAGACUCUCCUCCCUCUCGAAAGAAUGGUUAUACAGGAGGCAUCACAUUCGAAUGGCACCUAUACACGAGGAACGCACAGCCUUUCAACAGUCAAGGCAAAUGCUGCUACAGCAUUGGUUAUAUGGUGGAAAAGCAAGCGGCCCUGAUCCACCCUAGUAAGAACAUGCAAUACAACCCGGUAACCAGGAUGGAUGACGACAUCAGGAUAGGAUUACUCAAUGUUGCUACUGAAUACGGCGGAAUUGCCAUGAAAAUGGCUCCGAAGGACCGUACAGAUUUAAUGGAACUCAACGUGUUGCACCCGCUUCCAAACGACGCAAGUAUGCAAUUCAGCAAGGACUUGGGACGUGCCGCUGACAUCCAUCCUGACGGCCAAGAUCAAAUAGGAUCCUUCAUUCAACUCAUCGUCUUAACGCCAACUCCACCCGCAUGCACGCCUGCAUACUUAUUCUUAAUCGAAUUCGGUGUAUUCAUCGUGAUGGAUUACAGCACUACCAUCGCAUUCUCAGGCCGUCGUCUCCAUUCUCGCCUCCCUUCAGUAGCAAUGUCUGAUCAGGUCCCGCCCGAUGCCUACUCAAUAGUAGCAGUGCUUUAUCAAACGGACAUGCUUGCGCGGGUGGAAGACUGUGUAAUCAAUCGAUGGAAUGCGCUAGUACGGCAUCAACGUCCAUUGUUAGGAGGAUAUUCCGGUGUCAAAGGACAGUUACCAUCAAGAAAUGAUACGGAGAUUUCGUCAGAUGACACUGAUCAUGAAGAUGAUGAUUACAGAGACAGCAAUGACGAUGAUACAAACUUUCAAAACAAUGACCUGGAUCAUUGCACAGGCAAAAGGAAAGGUCAAGAGGAGGAAGAGGAAAUUAAUGCCACGACUGAAGUACAUGGCAAAGGAAAGAAGGCACGGGCGGAUAGUACCACGAAACUGACAGAACCUCAGAGCACCAAAGACGAACGGUUGACUAGCAAGAGCGAUAGAGAGCUAAGAAAUGGAAUACUGAAAAGACGAAUGCCAGCUUUAACUAUUCAAAUUAGCAAUGUUGCACCCGUUAUGCAAUUGUUGGACAAGAACAUACUCAAGCAAGACCUCACCGAAGUGAAAGGAAUUCUCGCGGCAUCAGGGAAAGCCACCUCAAGGGCGACCUAUAUACUUCCACCAACAACACAUCUAGCAGUAAUAUCAGGUACCCUACUAACCUUUGCGUAUCAGGACACCGACAGAACACCCCCUUUAGAGGUGGCAGGGAACCUACCCGGAGUAUGGAAUAAACUAAACAAAGCGGACAAAACUCUAUCGUCCACCUUCAUCAUUGACUGGCUGCUGAAAGAUGCGAUCCUAGUCGGGACCUGGAAAGCCUGGCAAUUCAUUGAAGUGGACUGCCACGAAGCUUGUACAGAUACUCUGUACCUGAAGAAGACAAACUGGCUAUCGACACUCGUACGAACUGUUUACGACCAUCGGAUGGACCGACAACAGUAUGUUCUAGAACUGAACUCGAACACGGUAUUACCAGGACUGGCUUGGCAAUCUACGACGAAGGUCAAACCAGCAACGAAGAAUCGCCUCGGUACGGACACCAACGAACAUGCUAUUACUGUCACUCUCGGCGCUCUAGGGGAUUGGCUAGGCUACCCUCGUAAAGGCGGCAAGGAGACUAAGUGGCAGAAACAAGGCGCUUUGCUCGACGUUCUAGUGGCCCUUACUGGCAACUCCAACAUAUUCUUUCUCGAAAGGACUUGGAAGGCGUAUCAAAAUCUGAAGAAAGCGAUAUUUCCGUCUUCGCCCCUCCACGACAUACCGGACAAGACCUGGGUCUCCUUGGAGGCGGCAAUGAAACGCAGGCUACAGACGGAAGGCCAUGAAGAUAUCCGACAAUCCUUGGAUGCUAUUGGCGCUGUGUGGUCCCCUUACCUCACCAAAUUGCAGGAAAUUCGCGGCAAGAACUCGGACUGA
Molecule: messenger RNA, 2376 nt
Organism: Gloeophyllum trabeum ATCC 11539
Lineage: Eukaryota; Fungi; Basidiomycota; Agaricomycetes; Gloeophyllales; Gloeophyllaceae
Exons: 8
Coding region: 1-2376 (791 amino acids)
Source: RefSeq, a predicted model, not a curated record